AACAACAGAAGAAACCCAUACCCAUAUAUCGUAUUGAUCUGUUUCCCUCUUCUUCAUCUCAAGUUGUUUUGUCUCUCCAGUCUUCUUCUGACUAGACUUUGAAGGCAGAAGAAAAAACUAAAGUGGGAACUUUUAGAUUUUAUAAGCAACUAAAGAGAGAGAAAGUAAAGGCGAAAAAAACCAACAUUGGUUCUUGUUUGAGAAAAAAAUGAAAAACAUUUUCAAGAAACUCCAUUUUGGGAGUAAUCACGAUCCUAAUCGAACCAACGAAAUUCCACCAUCUCCUUCCUCAUCAUCAUCGCCUCCUUCGACUUCGCAUUCUUCUUCAGAUAAUAAUACUAAUAGUAAUCACAAUCGUAUAAGCACAGCAACAGCUUCAGUUCAAUCUCCAACAACUACUACUACUUCACCUUCAAUUCGACCUAAUUUUUCUAAUACUGGUGGGGGGAAUAAUGGAUCAGAUUAUAUGCUGUCAGAAGAAGAAUAUCAAAUUCAAUUAGCUUUAGCUAUUAGUGUUUCAAAUGAUGAAUUUAGAGAAGAUCGUGAUAAAGAUCAAAUUCGUGAAGCUACGUUGUUGAGUUUAGGAGGUCGUCAGUUUGAUGAUUCUGCUGGAAGAGUUGAUUCUGAUACUGCUGAUUCUUUGUCAAGGCGUUAUUGGGAUUACAAUGUUCUUGAUUAUGAAGACAAGGUUGUCGAUGGUUUUUAUGACAUAUAUGGGCUGUCUAUGGAUGCUGCAAGUCAAGGUAAAAUGCCUUCACUUACAGAUGUGCAAACAAACCACGGGGAGCCCAGUUUCGAAGUUGUCGUCGUCAAUCGAGCAAUUGACCCCGCCCUUGAGGAGUUAGAUCAGGUCGCUCGCUGUGUGGCAUUAGACUGCCCUGCCACUGAGGUUGGUAUUCUGGUGGAAAGGCUUGCUGAACUUGUUACUGAGCAUAUGGGUGGCUCCGUGAUAGAUGCUAAUGUCAUGCUGGCGAGGUGGAUGGAAAAAACCACCGAGUUACGUCUAUCUCUUCAUACAAAUAUUUUGCCUAUUGGGUCCUUAAAUAUUGGUCUUUCUCGUCAUCGUGCUCUUCUUUUCAAGGUAUUAGCUGAUAAUGUUGGUGUACCUUGUAGACUGGUUAAAGGAAGCCACUACACAGGUAUUGAUGAUGCUGCUGUGAACAUAAUAAAGUUGCAAAAUGAGAGGGAAUUUUUAGUUGAUCUCAUGGCAGCACCUGGGACACUUAUACCGGCUGACAUUCUCAGCAUAAAGGAUGCAUCCUUUAAUUCCUAUGAUCCAAGAUUAUACAAAAUCCCAACUCUGGGUUCUGCUAAUGAUUCAGGGUUUGAUCUCUCGAGAGAAGAAACAUUGCAUGAAUAUAGAGAUGGUAAUGGAAGAUAUAUUGGUGGCAGCAUUCCCUUCGAUAGAAAAGCUAGUCCCAAAAAGAUAGAAUUUGUUCCCUCUACCUCAAGUUCUAGUAACGGAUUGCUGCCUACAAACCUUGGUGGCAGUUCACUUUCUUCUUCAGCUGUUGGAACUUCUUCUCAGUACAAAGGAAAAAACAGGGGUUCUGUUGUUGGUGAUGGUGUGAAGGAGAAUCUCAAUGUAAUGCCAUAUCCCCUGGAUAAACCUGAGCCCUCCAAAGACCUGUUUGCAGAUCUGAACCCAUUACGGAUAAGAGAACCUAAAUAUAUGCAAAACAAAACCCCAGAGAAAAAUGUUAACGAUUUUCAGAGGCGCAAAGAGAACCCUGCUUCGGGUAUGCCGUGGAAAAACCGUUCAACUUCCAACGAGGUCCCUCAAAACAAGCAGUAUGAAGAGGGACUGCCCCCUAGAAACCGCGAAAAGGCAUCAUCAAGCACUGUCACUUCCAAAAACUAUCUUCCCCACUUUCCUAAUAUUAAGACUUCUGACGUCUCCCAGAAUUCUUAUCCUGAGAGCAAAAAUGAUGUAACAGAAGGUUCAUACGCUGGGGUUUCAGUUGUCAAAGACAGUAGGCUGCCUUCUGAGAAGAGUGUUAAUCGAGUGGAUGGACCACACGUAUUUAAUCAGUCUCCAGAUGGAAAUAGUGGAGCAGAAUAUCAUAGAAAAGCGAAGGGUUUGCAUGAUAAAGUAGUAGGUGAGCCGGGGGAACACGGAAAGAAUAUUAUGGGUAAGAAUGAUCGUAGAAAGUAUACUCAUGACAGAUUUAUGGGUAUCAAAGGGAAUCUUGAAGAUCCUAUGUCACCGGUUGAUGCUAGUCCAAGUAGGCUAGGUCCAAUGUUAGAAGAUGUAGCUGAAUGGGAGAUUCCAUGGGAAGACCUUGUUAUUGGCGAAAGGAUUGGACUAGGUUCAUAUGGAGAGGUCUACCGUGCUGACUGGAAUGGGAGGGAAGUAGCGGUUAAGAAGUUCCUAGACCAGGAUUUCUCAGGGGAUGCUUUGGAUGAGUUCAGGAGUGAAGUUCGAAUAAUGCGCAGGUUGCGUCAUCCAAAUGUCGUCCGUUUCCUGGGUGCCGUAACUCGCCCUCCGAACCUGUCUAUUGUCACUGAGUAUCUCCCACGAGGGAGCUUAUAUCGAAUUCUGCAUCGUCCUAAUUGUCAAAUUGAUGAACAACAAAGAAUAAAGAUGGCUUUGGAUGUGGCGAAGGGUAUGAACUGCCUGCAUACGAGUGUGCCCACAGUUGUUCAUCGUGAUCUCAAAUCACCUAAUUUAUUAGUUGACGAGAAUUGGAAUGUUAAGGUCUGUGAUUUUGGAUUGUCACGCUUGAAGCAUAAUACCUUUUUGUCAUCCAAAUCCACGGCUGGUACGCCUGAGUGGAUGGCGCCAGAAGUUUUGCGAAAUGAACAAUCUAAUGAAAAGUGUGAUGUUUAUAGUUUUGGAGUCAUUUUUUGGGAGUUGGCAACACUGAGAAUGCCUUGGAGUGGGAUGAAUCCAAUGCAGGUGGUGGGUGCAGUAGGUUUCCAGAAUCGCCGUCUCGACAUACCAAAAGAACUCGAUCCCUUGGUUGCCAGGAUAAUUUGGGAAUGCUGGCAGACAGAGCCAAACUUGCGGCCUUCUUUUGCUCAGCUGACGGUUGCUCUCGAACCCUUGCAACAGCUUGUCAUCUCCCGGGGUCCUGAAUCAGAUCAACCAAGCUCACUAUUACCUCAUGAGAUCUCAAUAAGUUCUACUCCAUAAAAAGUCAACAUCCCAAUUGUGAAUAUGCGAGAAGUGUUGUUGCUUUUUUGUCAGGUGAGCAUAUAUGCAGUAUAUUGCUCGUGCUAGAGUAAUUUGAAGUGAUCAAAUGCGGUUUCUACAUCACGCAAGUGGUGGUUUUGUACAGGAAUUUACGUAUGGUUUUAGUCCUCGGGAAUUAUCAACUGGGGGGUAUAAAUUAUAUUAUAGAUGUCUUGUAAAGUUGAUGAUAAUCAUCAUUUAUUACUAAAUUCUGCCAUUCAAUACCAAGUUCUGACUGUAAUUUCGAGGAUUUGUGUGAAGCUUAUAACAACAACAUAUAAUGAAAAUCAGCAAGCACUUCACACAGAA
Papaver somniferum (opium poppy) is the source of this 3484-nucleotide messenger RNA. Its product is annotated as serine/threonine-protein kinase EDR1-like. The transcript has 13 exons. NCBI's taxonomy places the organism in Eukaryota, Viridiplantae, Streptophyta, Magnoliopsida, Ranunculales, Papaveraceae. The coding region runs from base 209 to 3136 and encodes 975 amino acids. Gene Ontology annotation, biological process: protein phosphorylation. Gene Ontology annotation, molecular function: protein kinase activity; ATP binding. The record is from RefSeq and is a predicted model, not a curated record.